Messenger RNA from Dioscorea cayenensis subsp. rotundata (Guinea yam), 1760 nucleotides. RefSeq names its product protein DETOXIFICATION 16-like. NCBI's taxonomy places the organism in Eukaryota, Viridiplantae, Streptophyta, Magnoliopsida, Dioscoreales, Dioscoreaceae. Gene Ontology annotation, cellular component: membrane. Gene Ontology annotation, molecular function: xenobiotic transmembrane transporter activity; antiporter activity. Gene Ontology annotation, biological process: xenobiotic detoxification by transmembrane export across the plasma membrane. Bases 8 to 1507 code for a protein of 499 amino acids. The record is from RefSeq and is a predicted model, not a curated record. The transcript is spliced from 8 exons.
AGAAACAAUGGCAGGAAGUGGAGAAGAUGGUGAUCAUUCCUUGUCUUCUGCUUUGCUUCCUCUUCUCCCAAACUCUUCAGAGAACUCUUCACAAGUUUGUAGGCAUGGAUUCUUCAUGGGGUUCUCAAGGUCUGUUGUUGUUGUGGAGGUGAAGAGGCAGCUAUGGCUUGCAGGUCCUUUGAUAGCAGUGAGUCUCCUGCAAUACUUCUUGCAGGUUAUCUCUCUAAUGUUUGUUGGGCACCUUGGGGAGCUUGCUUUGUCUGGGGCUUCUAUGGCUACUUCUUUUGCCAAUGUCUCUGGCUUCAGCUUGCUGUUGGGCAUGGGAAGUGCAUUGGAUACUUUAUGUGGGCAGGCUUAUGGCGCAAAACAGUAUCGCUCACUCGGUGUACACAUGCAAAGAGCUAUGAUUGUUCUUCUCUUUGUUAGCAUUCCUUUAUCCUUCUUAUGGGCCUUCACCAGUGAAAUUCUCAUGAUACUUGGCCAAAAUGCUGAAAUAUCUGGUGAAGCUGGAUUAUAUGCUUGUUGGUUAAUCCCCAGCCUUUUUGCUUACGGUCUACUUCAGUGCCAGGUUAGGUUUUUGCAAACCCAAAAUAUUAUCUGGCCAAUGUUAAUAUGCUCAGGAAUCACAACCUUAUUCCACAUUCUUGUAUGCUGGAUUUUGGUAUACAACUCUGGACUCGGCAAUAAGGGAGCUUCCUGUGCAACCUCCAUAUCAUACUGGAUUAAUGUUUUUUUAUUAGCCAUGUAUGUCAAAUUCUCUAAAUCCUGUGAACACACUUGGGUGGGUCUGACGAGGGAGGCGAUGUGUGGUAUAAUCAACUUCAUAAGGCUCGCUGUUCCUUCGGCCUUUAUGAUUUGCUUGGAGUAUUGGUCAUUUGAGAUGGUGGUUUUGCUGUCUGGUCUUCUUCCCAAUCCAAAGCUUGAAACUUCUGUAUUGUCAAUCAGCCUUAACACUAUGUGGAUGGUUUAUAUGAUCCCCACUGGCCUUGGAAGCGCAGUGAGUAUAAGAGUUUCAAAUGAAUUGGGUGCUGGGAACUCACAAGCUGCACGUUUAGCAGUACUGGCUGUAUUUAUCAUAGCCAUUACUGAAGGUUUGAUAGUGGCCCUUCUCACUAUUUUGGUGCGUGAUGUCUGGGGCUAUUUGUACAGCAGUGAACAACAAGUUGUGAGUUAUGUUUCAGCAAUGAUGCCAGUUCUUGCAGCUUCUGACUUCAUGGAUGGAAUACAAUGUGCACUUUCAGGUGCUGCGAGAGGAUGUGGUUGGCAAAAGAUCUGUUCUUUUAUUAAUCUUGGAGCUUAUUAUGUUGUUGGUAUCCCUUCUGCUAUUCUCUUCGCUUUUGUCUUGCACGCUGGUGGGCAGGGACUUUGGUUUGGAAUCAUAAGUGCACUUAUUGUUCAACUAUCGGUGCUUUUUGUUAUUAUCCUUCGCACCAACUGGGAUCAAGAAGCAAUGAAGGCCAUAAACAGAGUUAAAGACUCUGCUAUCAAUGCUGAAGCAAAAUACUGAGUUUGUACAUGCUUGUUCACGUCGAUUCAAUCGUGGACCCUGGAGUAAUGAUUUGUAAUAUUUACUUCGUUAUGGUAUCACUAUUUAUUUCUUUGAAUACAUUCUGGAGUCAAUAACACAUCACAUUCCAUAUCAAACUUUUCUGUCAAUAGAUACAUUCACUUGCAAAGGCAAACAACAUCAAGCUUUGGGGAAAAUCAAUUCUAGUAACCCUGAAUGAAAAAGAUCACAGUACAUGGUGAUGUUAUUCUCA